Mandrillus leucophaeus (drill) is the source of this 3707-nucleotide messenger RNA. RefSeq names its product KIAA0226 ortholog (gene RUBCN). Gene Ontology annotation, molecular function: phosphatidylinositol phosphate binding. The record is from RefSeq and is a predicted model, not a curated record. Gene Ontology annotation, cellular component: late endosome; early endosome. NCBI's taxonomy places the organism in Eukaryota, Metazoa, Chordata, Mammalia, Primates, Cercopithecidae. Gene Ontology annotation, biological process: negative regulation of autophagosome maturation; negative regulation of endocytosis. The transcript is spliced from 21 exons. The coding region runs from base 609 to 3389 and encodes 926 amino acids.
UCGCAGGACCGGACGAGGCAUUGCAGCCGCUGCGCUGGGCGCUCGCGAGGACCGCCGUUGUGAGCAGCUCGACUUUCCGCCCAAACUGGGGGAGCCAGACCGCGAGCGCCUGUGAAUCGUGUGCCUUCGGUGAUCUCCUAAUCCUCCGUGUCCUUCGAGUCCCUCCUGCUGCAGACAGGUCCCCUGUACUUCCGUACACGCGAGCCUUGCACGCCCACUGCAGUGCAGCCUCGGAGGCAGGACAGACCCCUGCGAGCGUAGACCGCAGCCGCAGCCCAGCUCCCCUCUCCCUGCACGCUCCUCCACCUACAGCUGCGCUGAGCUGCCGCCUCUGAACGCAAAGCAAACGCUGCAGUGACGGUUCCUGCGUCACCUUAACAUCCAAAGUAAAUGCUAACGUUUCGCGUAUCUGUACCAUCUCUCAAUCGGCACUCUCCAAACGUUUGGCACGGUGUUCACUACCCUAAUAAGACCUCAGCUUCCCUUGGGAGGGGAGGGAACACUGGCAGUUGCUGGGUCAUUUGAAGACUACGGUGGAGGGUUUGGUAUCAGCCAACAGCCCCAACGUCUGGUCUAAGUAUGGUGGCUUGGAGCGGCUCUGCAGGGACAUGCAGAGCAUCCUCUAUCACGGGCUUAUCCGUGACCAGGCGUGCCGCCGCCAGACUGAUUACUGGCAGUUCGUGAAAGACAUACGGUGGCUCAGUCCCCACUCAGCCCUUCACGUGGAGAAGUUCAUCAGCUUGCACGAGAACGGCCAGAGCAGUGCUGAUGGUGUGAGCGAACGUGCUGUUGCCGAGUUGUGGCUGCAGCACAGCCUGCAAUACCACUGCCUCUCAGCCCAGCUCCGGCCUCUGCUCGGGGAUAGACAGUAUAUCAGAAAAUUCUACACAGAUGCUGCUUUCCUGCUAAGUGAUGCUCACGUCACGGCCAUGCUCCAGUGCCUGGAAGCAGUGGAACAGAACAACCCCCGCCUCCUGGCUCAGAUAGAUGCAUCCAUGUUUGCCAGAAAGCACGAGAGCCCACUCCUGGUGACAAAGAGCCAGAGCCUGACAGCUCUGCCCAGUUCCACAUACACCCCUCCAACCAGCUAUGCUCAGCAUUCCUACUUUGGGUCCUUCUCUAGCCUCCACCAAUCCAUGCCCAACAAUGGCUCAGAGAGAAGAUCUACUUCCUUUUCACUCUCUGGCCCUCCCCGGAAACCUCAAGAAAGCAGAGGGCACGUCUCACCAGCAGAGGAUCAAACCAUCCAAGCCCUCCCGGUUUCAGUCUCUGCACUAGCCAGGGAUUCCGCCUUAACCCCAAAUGAGAUGAGCUCCAGUACUCUGACCAGCCCUAUAGAGGCAUCCUGGGUCAGCAGCCAGAAUGAUUCCCCAAGUGAUGCCAGUGAGGGGCCUGAGUACCUGGCCAUUGGCAACUUGGACCCCCGAGGCCGGACUGCCAGCUGUCAGAGUCACAGCAGCAAUGCCGAGAGCAGCAGCUCCAAUUUGUUCUCCUCCAGCAGCUCCCAGAAGCCAGAUUCUGCUGCCUCUUCCUUAGGGGACCAGGAGGGAGGUGAGGAGAGCCAGCUGUCCAGUGUCCUCCGCAGGUCCAGCUUCUCAGAGGGGCAGACACUCACCGUCACCAGUGGGGCAAAGAAGAGCCAUAUUCGCUCCCAUUCGGAUACCAGCAUCGCCUCCAGAGGAGCUCCAGGAGGUCCCAGGAAUAUCACCAUUAUAGUUGAAGAUCCCAUUGCAGAAUCCUGCAAUGAUAAGGCGAAGUUGAGAGGCCCCUUGCCCUACUCUGGUCAAAGCAUUGAAGUCAGCACACCCAGUUCUCUGUACAUGGAGUAUGAAGGUGGUCGGUACUUGUGCUCAGGGGAAGGCAUGUUCCGAAGACCAUCAGAAGGACAGUCCCUCAUCAGCUACCUCUCUGAGCAAGACUUCGGCAGCUGUGCCGACCUGGAAAAGGAGAAUGCCCACUUCAGCAUCUCAGAGUCCUUAAUCGCUGCCAUUGAGCUAAUGAAGUGCAACAUGAUGAGCCGGUGCCUGGAGGACGGGGAGGAAGAGGAAGACAGUGACAGAGAGAUCCAGGAGCUGAAGCAGAAGAUCCGCCUUCGGCGCCAGCAAAUCCGCACCAAGAACCUGCUCCCUGUGUACCAGGAGGCUGAGCAUGGAAGCUUUCGGGUCACCUCCAGCAGCUCCCAGUUCAGCUCACGCGAUUCAGCACAUCUCUCUGACUCUGGCUCUGCUGAUGAGGUUGAUGAAUUUGAAAUCCAAGAUGCUGACAUCAGACGGAACACAGCCUCAAGCAGCAGAUCCUUCGCUUCCUCCCAGUCCUUCUCCCACGGCUUCCUGCACUCCACAUCUGCUGAGGCGGUGGCCAUGGGGCUCCUGAAGCAGUUUGAGGGGAUGCAGCUUCCAGCUGCCUCAGAGCUGGAGUGGCUCGUCCCGGAGCACGACGCACCUCAGAAGCUUCUACCCAUCCCUGACUCACUGCCCAUCUCACCGGAUGACGGGCAGCAUGCUGACAUCUACAAGCUGCGGAUUCGUGUUCGUGGCAACUUGGAGUGGGCGCCCCCCCGGCCUCAGAUAAUUUUUAAUGUUCAUCCCGCCCCAACGAGGAAAAUUGCCGUGGCCAAGCAGAAUUACCGCUGUGCAGGAUGUGGCAUCCGGACUGACCCUGAUUAUAUCAAGCGACUGCGGUACUGUGAGUACCUGGGCAAGUACUUCUGCCAGUGCUGCCAUGAGAAUGCACAGAUGGUCAUCCCCAGCCGGCUUCUGCGCAAGUGGGACUUCAGCAAGUACUACGUCAGCAAUUUCUCCAAGGACCUGCUCAUUAAGAUCUGGAAUGAUCCUCUCUUCAACGUGCAGGACAUAAACAGUGCCCUCUACAGGAAGGUCAAGCUGCUCAAUCAAGUCCGGCUGCUGCGGGUCCAGCUGUGUCACAUGAAGAACAUGUUCAAGACUUGUCGACUGGCCAAGGAGCUUCUGGAUUCCUUUGACACAGUCCCGGGCCACCUGACGGAGGACCUCCACCUGUACUCACUGAAUGAUCUGACAGCGACCAGGAAGGGGGAGCUGGGGCCCCGGCUUGCUGAGCUCACCAGGGCAGGGGCUGCCCAUGUGGAGAGAUGCAUGCUCUGCCAAGCCAAGGGCUUCAUCUGUGAGUUCUGUCAGAAUGAGGAUGACAUCAUCUUUCCCUUUGAGCUCCAUAAGUGCCGGACCUGUGAAGAGUGUAAAGCGUGUUACCAUAAAGCCUGCUUCAAGUCUGGAAGCUGUCCGCGCUGCGAGCGGCUGCAGGCCCGGCGGGAGGCGCUGGCCAGGCAGAGCCUGGAGUCUUACCUGUCGGACUACGAGGAGGAGCCCGCCGAAGCGUUGGCCCUGGAAGCCGCCGUCCUGGAGGCCACCUGAAGAAAGCACGUGAAGCCCCUGUCUGGGCCGGGGUCACACAUAUUGCAGAACUGAGCCACUCUUUGAAGGACUUGCCCCACCUGGGGCUGCUUCUUUUUUUUAAUUAUCAUUUUUUUUUACUGACUUGUCUGACGUCCAUGUGCAGUCAGCCUUUGGUAGGUUGAUGGGUCCAGAGUCUGUGGUGACAGGUAAUUUGUAAGCUCCAGGUGUUUUCAUCAGAACUGACAUGUGGGUCCUUCAGUGAAGCUUCUAGUGCCUCUGUCAGGGGAAGAGACAGCAAGACCCAGUUCUUCCAGCGUCUGUGGCCUUCUCCUCUAG